This is a messenger RNA of Rotaria sp. Silwood2, 456 nucleotides long. NCBI's taxonomy places the organism in Eukaryota, Metazoa, Rotifera, Eurotatoria, Philodinida, Philodinidae. The record is from the annotation of a GenBank genome assembly.
AUGACAAUAGGUAAAGAUCGCAAACGUGGUCUCUUAAACCUUUUAGUUAGACUCACAUUCAAACCACCACCGAUAAAAGAGGAAGUUCGAUCAAAAUCACCUGUUCCCAAAUUUGUAUAUCAAUUACCAAAAAGUUUUUUCGAAGCUGUUGACAAUGCGCGAUUAGACGCUGGCUACGAUGCUCUACCACGUUUUCAUCAAUCGCCAUCAUCACCUCGUGAAACGUUACGACCAUCUCUUGCUCAUCGAUCAAAAAAGUCGCAUCAUUCUCAUCGUCAUGAUCAUAAUCAAGCUAGGCAACAACAUACUCGAUCAUCUUCGAAAAAAGUUCGAUUUAAUCUAGAACCUCAGAAAUCUUCUCACCAUCAAUCUCCUUUUCAUCAAGAAAGAGUAACUCAAUAUUUAUCGGCAAACUUGCCAAAAAAACGAAAUUUAUCAGCAACUGCUUCUAUCUGA